AUGGAUAAGGAAUCACAUCCGGAUUUGUCACAUGCAAAUUUGAGCUAUCAAAACAAUAAUUUUAGUCACUCGAAUUCUCUAACAAAUUAUCAAAACUCUACAGAUCGUUCACAUCUCCAGCAACAGUAUAGCGGCAAUUCCUCCCAGCAAGUGCAUCACGUUUUAUCAUCUCAGAUACCAGACAAUUCUCGUUGUUCAUCUGAGGGUUCUGGUGUUCCCAUCGUUCCUGGAUCCUCUGCUCUAAGUCCUCGACCUGCCCCAAGCCAGGGCGCCGUGUAUAUGACUGCCCAGUCUUCACAAGGCUUAAAUACAUACCCAGAAGCAAAUAAGCCACCAAAUCAGAGUUUUUAUGGUUUGAGCGGAUCCACCGGUCCCUCAAAUCAAGGAGUUGCUUAUGUUUCUCAGACAAAUCUUCAAAGUACCUCUUCGGCUGGUCCUGGCUUUAGUGCUGCUCCCGGUUAUCACGCUCCAAUGACGAAUUCAACUGUACAGAAUACUUCCUCAGGAUCUUCAUCUGCCACUGACCUUGAAAAACGACAGUUAAUACAACAGCAACUCUUAUUAUUACUUCACGCUCAAUGUUGUCGUCAAGAGCAAACGCAUGCAACACCCUGCAAUACACCCCAUUGUCGCACUAUGCGAAAUGUCCUCCAGCACAUGAAAAAUUGCACUGAGGGGAAGAAUUGUCGUAAACCUCAUUGUGCUUCUUCUCGACAAAUAAUUUCCCACUGGAAAAAUUGCAGCAGCCGAGAAUGUCCUGUUUGUGGUCCCUUAAGGCGAAGUCAUCAGCAAAGGGCGAUGGCCGCCGCCGCAACCGUAAAUCAACGCCCUCCUGGAGUUGGCCAAAGUGGUGCUCAAGUCUUACCUUCUACUUCUCAACCACCAUGUGGUGAAAUGAAUGGUAUAUCUACUCCUAUGGGUCAACCUCAACAUGCUAUUCGUUCUCCUAUUCCACAGAACGUAAGGAGGUCUAUACCGGCGCCUCCUACAACUUCCACACCUCAGGUCAAAUCCAGUAUUCAAUCUCCAUUCUCUCAACAGCCGCCAGUUCCUAAUUCUGCUAUUACCCCCUCUACUACACAGGCGCAAGGUAGUGGGAGUGGUGGUGGUGGUGGAGAGGGUAGUGAACAAGCCGAUUGGCGAGCGGGAAUUAAUUCGGAGCACCGAGAUCAUGUAGUUCGCAGAAUUGUGAAAUAUAUUCUACCUCAACCGGAUCCUGCAGCCUACAGUGAUCCUAGGAUGACAAAUUUGAUAGAAUACGCAAAAAAAGUGGAAAGUGCGACUUAUAAUACAGCUAACAGUAGGCCGGAGUACUUUCAGCUCCUCUCAGAGAGGUGCUACAAGAUUUACAAGGAGUUAGAGGAAGCGCGGAGAAGACGGAGAAAUGCAGCAACGUCUGGAAAUGGAUCUACUUUGAUUUCCGCUAAUGAUUCAACUACAUCAGCGCCUAAUAUUUCUGCAAAUUCCGUUGACUCCACUGGUGGUGGAAUGACUCAAAAUCUCGGCUCUGUUGUUUCAAGCGGUGGUGCUUGUUCAUCAACCAUGGAUUUUAGACAGGAGCAAGAGAGCUUUGGAGCCGUCAAAAAGGAUGAGGAUAUUAAACCACCUUCAGCCUCGUCCUUCAUAACCGAUUCAAAUAAGUUAUCAACUUCCUCUUUGCCAAAAGAUGUGAAGAAGGUGAAAGCUGAGGAUUCUAUCGGAUCUAUUGCCACAAGUAGUACAUCAAUAAAUGCAACUUCCUUUAGUGAGAGUGCCAAAGUCGAUGAAUCCAAAUGGAAGAAGUGGUCUAGGGAGGAGCUUCUUAGAAACCUUUUGUGCCUCUAUGAGGAAGUGUAUGCCGACAAGAAUGCGGAGUGGUUUCGUGACCCUGUUGACCCUGUCGCCUUGAAUAUACCCGAUUAUCCGGAGGUUAUUGAACACCCUAUGGAUUUAUCUACAAUUAGAAAUAAUCUUGAAGAUGGCGUCUACAAAGAUCCAUGGGAAGUAUUGAAUGAUUUUCGUCUGAUGUUUAACAAUGCGUGGCUGUACAAUAAGAAAAAUUCGAAGGUUUACAAAAUGUGUACUAAGUUGUCUGAAUUGUUUGAGAGUCGAGUGGAUCAAGUUAUGCAAGCGAUGGGAUUUUGUUGCGGACACGAGUAUUCCUAUCAGCAAAUACUCUAUUGUAGUUCAGCUAAUGUUUGUACAAUUGGUAAAGACGCUUUCUAUUACAUGUACACCAAUACUGACAAGAGCGUUCUUAUCUGUGAUACGUACUAUCAAUGCGAAAAGUGUUUCAAUGAUGCAGGAGAUGAGAUUUUACUUGCAGAUGAAGUUAAUCAAGCCCCUGUUCCUGUAAGGAAAGAACUCUUUGAACGGAAGAAGAAUAAUGUGACCAUCGAAGAAGCCAUAGUUUAUUGCAAGGAAUGUGGUCGUCGCUGGCACAAAGUUUGUGCGCUACAUAUGGACGAAAUUUGGCCAAAUGGAUUUGUUUGCCCUGGCUGUCUGCGCGAGCAUGGACAGAGGCGAAAGGAAAAUCGUUUUACUGCCAAAAAUUUGCCUACAAAUAAAUUGAGCAACUUUCUUGAGCGGAGAGUUAAUGAUUUCUUGAAAAAGAAGGAAGUCGGUUCACGGGAUGUUACCAUUCGUGUUCUAGCCAGUUCAGAUAAGACAGUUGAGGUAAAACCACUCAUGCGAAAUCGUUUUACCGAAAGUGGAGAACUAUCUGAAAGCUUCCCUUAUCGUCUAAAGGCCAUCUUCGCAUUUCAAGAGAUUGAUGGCCAAGAUGUUUGUUUUUUUGGCUUAUAUAUACAGGAGUAUGGUUCAGAGUCGCCUCAACCAAAUCGAAGGCGCGUAUAUGUAGCUUACCUUGAUUCCGUCUUCUACUUUCGUCCCAAACAAUAUCGAACGGAUGUAUAUCAUGAAAUUCUAGUGGGGUAUUUGCAUUACGCUAAACAAUUGGGCUACACAAUGGCGCACAUUUGGGCUUGUCCACCAGCAGAAGGGGAUGAUUAUAUCUUCCACAUGCACCCUGUCGAACAGCGGAUACCUAAAGCUAAACGCCUGCAAGACUGGUAUAAGAGAAUGCUCCAAAAGGCAAUGAUUGAAGGAAUUGUAGCUGACUUUAAGGAUAUACUCAAGGACGCUAUUGAUCAUCAUCUUGUCUCCCCUACUGAGAUACCAUAUUUCGAGGGUGAUUUCUGGCCUAAUACCUUGGAAGAAAUCUUACAGGAUUUAGACAAAGAGGAAGAGCGCCGACGGCGUGAAGAGGCUCUUGCAGAAACGGAGGAUGAUGAAGACGGAUCACGCGAUCGAGAUGGUUCCCAUGGGGAUUUAGACAAGCGUUCUGGCAAAAAGAAGGCAAAGAAGCGAAAGUUCAGUAAAAAGUCUGGAAGUUCAAUGGCUAAGAGGAAAAAAAUAGAUGGACCUGUGGAUUGCAAUACUGAGCUUACUCGAAAAGUCUAUGACACGAUGGAGAAAUUAAAGGAAAUUUUCUUUGUAAUUCGGCUGCAUAAACACGCUACUACAGCUUCUCUCCCGCCAAUUUCAGAUCCGGACGCCCUAAUUGCUAGUGAAUUAAUGGAUAGUCGAGACUCCUUCUUGCAAAUGGCCCGAGAGAAACAUCUGGAGUUUUCGUCUCUUCGACGGGCUAAAUACUCUACUCUCGUCAUGCUGUAUGAACUCCAUAAUGAGGGCAAACAGAGCUUCCUAUAUACUUGCAAUGUGUGCAGAGAUCAAAUUGAGACACGUUGGCAUUGCAAUGAGUGUGAUGAAUAUGAUCUGUGUAAUCGUUGCUAUAAGACUGAAAAUCAUCCUCAUCCUAUGGAGCAGUAUGGUUUGGGUAUUGAGGAGGAAGGCUCUAAUAGUAAUGGUGAAUCUGGAUCAGAUCGUCCUUCUGGUACUGCAGAGAGAAGACCUAACUUCCUCGCUUGUAUCGCAGCGCUUAUUCACGCUAAUAUGUGUCGCGAUGCUAACUGUCGCAAUCCUUCUUGUAUCCAGAUGAAGAAGGUCCUGUCCCAUUUGCGAUCCUGUCCUAAACGAUCGAGUGGUACUUGUCCAUUGUGUCGUCAACUCAUUAGCAUGUGCUGCAUGCAUGCCAAGUCCUGUACCAAAGAUCAAUGUCAGGUGCCGCUGUGUCCACAACUAAAGGAUAGGCUUCGUCAGCAACAAUUGCAAAAAAGGCGUCAGCAAAACAAAUCUCUUCAGAGAAGAACGAAUCUCACGCGCGGUGCUACUACUGCUGAUGUGUCGACAGUUCCUACCUCUCAUCAUCCGCAGUAUGGUGGCCAAACCAGUGCUGCAUCAGCGUCUUCAGCUAACCCAGAUAUUUCUUCACCCAUGUCCAGAAACUCCUCAUUUAGCAGUUCUUCGAAUGUUAGUCGAGUGGGCAGCAUGCAGAACAUGUCCCUUAAUGGCGGUCCUAUGAGUGUACCUGCGGCUGCUCCACGAGCUUUACCUACAUCCACUUUCCCUUCUUCCCAAGGCCAACAGCAAACAAGGUUGCCUGUUGCACAAGGUACAUGGUCAGACUCACCUUUGAAUAAUCAGUCGGGCAUGUCUACUCCUCAAUCUAAUUCGAAUUUCCGGUCUGCUAACAAUGCGGUCCUGGUAACUCAACAAGAGGUGGUUCCUACUCAACAGCAAUUGAAUAAUGUCAGACGAGUGCUGGAUGUCAUCCGUGGUACCCCGGCUUCUCAAGAGGAGCAAAAUAGACAGUUUAUGGCUUGGCUUAGCCGUCAUCCCGACUACAGGCCGGCUUAUGAAACACUGCGCAAUCGUGGUAGGCAAGCUGCAGCAAAUCAACAGAGGUUGGCUGCCGCUCAACAAGCUAAUGUCGCUAACCUUGUUCGAACACCACAUCCGCAGACAGUGGUUCAGUCAUCGUCACCUGCAGUACUGUCUUACAGUAUAAAUGUGGAUUCAACAACCCCCAUUAUCUCGUCCCAACAACAACCGAGACAGGUGAUCGCUGCUGGUGGUGUGAGUCAACGUCAAUUUACCCCACAGCAACAGUUUGCACAGCAAAUAACUGACCAGCAACAACAGCAGCAGCAAUAUGUCAUUAAUCAGUCCAUGCGGGUUCGAACCUUGGCUAGUGGUGGUGUUCAACAGCAGCAGAACCAACAUCCUGUUGAUCAGCCCCAACAACAGCAGCAGAGGUUCACCAACUUGGUUCGCCCGUGGCCUGGUAGUCAACAGCAGUCGCAGCAGAUGUAUUCAAACAAUAGUCCGGGUGGUGGGGUACAGUCCUCGACAGUUUGCACAGGAGGGAAUAGUGGCAGCACAGCACUUCUAACCACUGUUGGUGGAGGCUCCCAACAACAACAAAAUCAGCAUCAUCCCCAACAGCAAGUAAUAUCUCAAUCGCGAAUUCUUACUGGAGGCCAAAGAGUUAUUGGUGGUCAACCUACCGCUGCUGUUGUUCAUCUCCGAACAACUGCCCCCCAACAACAGCCACAGCAUGUUCUAGUGACGAAUCCUGUUACAUCGGCAAAUACCUCUCAACAGCGUCCAGUUGUGACGAUGAUGCAGCAGCAGCAGCAGCCCCCGUCCUCUCAGAACCCGCCGCAGCAGCCACCUUCCUCAAAUAACCCCCCGGGCUCGUGA
Messenger RNA from Rodentolepis nana, 5583 nucleotides. NCBI's taxonomy places the organism in Eukaryota, Metazoa, Platyhelminthes, Cestoda, Cyclophyllidea, Hymenolepididae. The record is from the annotation of a GenBank genome assembly.